AUGGGAAAGAAGAAGGAAAACGAGAAGCCGGAGAAUAGGCGUAAAUAUAGAAUGCACGACAACUGCGGCGGCAUUAGUGGUGGUGGUGGCAACGGUGGAGGUGGUGGUGGUGGUGGCGGAGGCGGAGGCGGCGGCGGCGGCAAUGGUGGUAGCGAUGCCUGUAGUGGCGUGCAUAGAGGUGUACGAUUGGGAAGGGGAAGCAGUCGAUUCAGUGAGAGGCAGACGGUCAGGCCGAUGCAGUCAAAGGAUACGUCGACGACGAUGAUCGUUCGACCGAAGUUGCCGUUGUCGUUGCUCUACUCGUCGAAGAAUCGAAUAGGAAAGUUAUUAGGCGGUUUCGUGACGACAGCAGAUUUAAGAAACGUGACGAUCAGCUAA
Bombus pyrosoma is the source of this 378-nucleotide messenger RNA. RefSeq names its product protein no-on-transient A-like. The transcript is spliced from 3 exons. The record is from RefSeq and is a predicted model, not a curated record. Bases 1 to 378 code for a protein of 125 amino acids. Lineage: Eukaryota; Metazoa; Arthropoda; Insecta; Hymenoptera; Apidae.